AAAGGGGAGGCGGAAGGUGCGGAGUCCCGGUUGGAGCUGUGCGCGGGGGCCCGUCGUCAGCGGAGGGAACCGGGAGGCGGACUGAGCGGGCCGAGCGAGGGAUGACAGGGCGUUGCCAAGUUGGAUUGUUCCUUGACUUGUAAAGAAAAACCCAAAGCCCUUUCAAAGUUGAUGAAUCCAUCAAUAUCUUCCAUGGUGACUGGUGCAAUACAGACUGCUUAACUUUUUGCAACGUGCUUUAUACUUCAAGCUUUCAUGAAGCUCAGCUGCUGCCUAUUGACUUUGAUUCUCAGUGCUAGUGUUUCUGCACUAGAAAAUGUGGCCUCCAACCUGACAGCUGCUACUGGGUCAAGGUUCCUUCCUCUCGUUGCAUCAUUUCUUCCCACCCUACAAGCCUUCACAAAAUCGGCAAUACCUCAAGAUAUCAUAGUGAAAGAAGGUAACGGUGCUUUCAUUGAAUGUAAGCUGAACAUCAGUCAGCAUAACACCAUCCUUUGGUUCAACUCAAAAGGGCAUCUACUGAAGCAAGAUGGAGAGGAUGGAAGAUGGCUGAUCUCUAACAGUACCCUUAAUAUCACAAGUGUAACCUUUGGUGACCGGGGGCGAUACAGUUGUGUUGUCACUACCCAAAAUGGCUCUUUCCAUUACUCAGUCACCCUCAGGGUGGUCUCCACAUCUGGAGACAUGGGCAUUUACUACAUGAUUGUCUGCCUGGUUGCCUUUACUAUCACCCUGAUCUUAAAUAUAACACGUCUGUGCAUGAUGAGCAGCCAUCUCCGUAAGACAGAGAAGGCCAUCAAUGAAUUCUUCAGAACUGAAGGGGCUGAGAAACUCCAGAAGGCCUUUGAAAUUGCCAAACGCAUUCCAAUCAUUACCUCUGCCAAAACGCUGGAAUUGGCCAAAGUCACCCAGUUUAAGACUAUGGAAUUAGCUCGAUACAUUGAAGAGUUAGCCAGAAGUAUCCCUCUUCCGCCACUAAUCCUUAACUGUAGGGCCUUUAUGGAAGAGAUAUUUGAAGCAGUGAGAGUCGAUGACCCUGAUGAAGUUGGAGAUGGAGUCAAACAGACGCAAGCCCUCGGUGUCCAAGACGGACUCUAUCCCUUAAACCCAGAAAUUAAGCGCAGUAAUUCACCAACAGCAGACUCGGAUGAUGGUUCUCUAAAUGACCAUGGUAAAGAAAUAGCUGUUGAGGUAUCCAUCCACCUUCAGUCAGAAGCACAAAGCAUUGACACUGUUUCCCACGACAGUGUUCCCUCCAUACCUUUUGAAGAUGAUGCAGGUGCUGAAUCCAGUACAGCAGCAAAGGCAGAUGUUUGAAAGCUUCAUCUGGAAACUUCAAGAAAAAAGGGGAAGCAAAAAAAAAAAAAA
Lacerta agilis (Sand lizard) is the source of this 1368-nucleotide messenger RNA. It is a transcript of the gene MFAP3, whose product is annotated as microfibril associated protein 3. The transcript has 3 exons. The record is from RefSeq and is a predicted model, not a curated record. Bases 256 to 1317 code for a protein of 353 amino acids. Lineage: Eukaryota; Metazoa; Chordata; Lepidosauria; Squamata; Lacertidae.